Thrips palmi is the source of this 6368-nucleotide messenger RNA. It is a transcript of the gene inaE, whose product is annotated as sn1-specific diacylglycerol lipase alpha. Gene Ontology annotation, biological process: lipid metabolic process. The coding region runs from base 715 to 4179 and encodes 1154 amino acids. The record is from RefSeq and is a predicted model, not a curated record. NCBI's taxonomy places the organism in Eukaryota, Metazoa, Arthropoda, Insecta, Thysanoptera, Thripidae. The transcript has 15 exons. Gene Ontology annotation, cellular component: dendrite membrane; postsynaptic membrane.
GCGGAGCGAGCGGAGCUGCUCUCGGCUCGGCUCAGCCCGGCUCGGCACCGCUGUCGGCUUUUGCUUUUGCUUUGCGUGCCCAGUUGCCGCCAGUUGGCGUCGCGAGUAGGACGCGUGUUCAUGACGAUCCGUUGGCCGAGGGAGCGUGUGUGAAACCCAGGGGCAGGGGCAAGGGUGUAAGAGGACUUUUCGAGUUGAUUUACCCUCUUAGCGUCGUAGCAGUCUCUCGUAGAACUAGUGCCAUGCAUCAGUAGACGGACCUCUUGUAGUCCUGGUUUUCGUUUGCCGAUUCAGCUUCCUUUUUUCCACAUUGUUGGCUGGAGCCCCGCUCCGUUCACGGCCGUGUAUAUGUGUUGUUUAUGUGCUUGCCUGGUCUCGCAGAAGUUGCGCUGGCUGUGUUGUGUGUUGACGGUGGCCAUUGUGCUGUGUCUGGCGGCCCUGUCACUGUUCGCCGCGUGCAGCCUGGGGCUGCUCAAGCCCCAAACUAAGUGGUGCUGCGCGUUCACCACCAAGGAUGUAACUUGUCUCGGCGACCCGCUGUACACCUGGCAGGGCGACUCGGACUCGGACUCCGCAGUCGCGCGGCUGGGGCACUUCUAGAACGCUGAAGCACGCUGAAGCAGGACAGGGCAGUGGUGCAGCCGUCAUGGGCACUGGUGACGCCUGGUGACGCAGUGACCGCGACGUCUUGACCCUCACCCUCACCACCGUGCCAUGCCUGGCUUGGUCAUCUUCCGGCGGCGAUGGAGCGUCGGCAGCGACGACCUGGUGGUCCCCGCGGCCAUCCUGUGCGUCGUGCACCUGGCAUGGCUGGGGGCGCUGGUAGCCUUGUUGACCACGACAGACAUGGACCACGAGUCGGUGUGGUGCUCGCGACAGCUGUGGCGACACUUGGUGGGCUACCUCUGCAUCCUGGGCGUGACGGUGGUGCUGGAGGCCAUGAUGGCCUUCACGGCCAUGCGCGGCGGCAUCCUGGAGGUGGAACGCCGGUCCGGCAUCAAAUACCAGCUCUACUGCAGGCUCGGUGUUUUGGUAUUUGAGCUGGUUUGGCUGAUUCUGGGCUCCGUGUGGCUCGGCUUUCAUUACUACGACUGCCCAGUGGGCCUCCCUAAAAAUGUCAUGAUGGGCAUGGUGAUGAGCAACUGGAUUGUGUUCCUGAUCGUGGUGCUGACUGUCUGGUGCUCCUACGACGCGGCGGGCCGCUCGUGGGUCAAGAUGAAGAAGUACCAGCGCUCGAUGCGCGAGGCGGAAAGUCGCUUCCAGUACAAGAGGUCGGGCUCCAGGAACCGCAACUGGCGGCAAAGAAAAGUCAUGAGAGCGUAUCAAGAGAGCUGGAAUUCUCGAUGCAGACUUUUGUUUUGCUGCAUUCAGGGCAGCGAUAGAAACAGAAAUUCAUUUACAGAAAUUGCAAGGCUUCUUUCUGAUUUUUUUCGGGACCUUGAUGUUGUUCCUUCUGAUGUAGUAGCUGGCCUGGUGCUCUUAAGAAAGUUUCAAAAAAUUGAGCGCGAGUCCAUUGUGUCUCAGCGAAAGAAUGAAACAUACGAGUUUCUUUCUGGAGUAGCAGUAACAUCACAAACGAGGUUUUUUGCUUUGCAUGAUCCUCAACAUUAUCAGCAUUUCCAAGAUGUUAUCCGUUAUAUGAAUUUUGCUCUUGGUGCCUAUGGGUGGCCAAUGUAUUUAAUGACACAUUCUGGUUGCGGAUUGUGUCAUAUUUGUUCAAAGUUAAGCUGUUGUCUUUGCAUUCCGUGUAUGAGGCAAAAAGAUACUGCUAUAAUAGUAGAAGACAACUGCUGUCGAUGUAACUACGCUGCAUUGCAAAGAAUGGUUGAAGAUGGAGAUGUAGAUGUUGUGUAUGCAACAUACCAUGUUGAUGUCGGAGAGACCCCAUUCUUUGUUUCUGUAGACUAUGGGCGCCAGAAAGUUGUUAUAAGUAUUCGCGGCACUUUAUCCAUGAAGGAUGUCAUAACUGAUCUUAAUGCCGAGUCAGAGACUCUCCCCCUGGAUCCACCAAGAGAGGACUGGAGUGGUCACAAGGGUAUGGUGCAUGCAGCUGUUUACAUCCGAGAAAAAUUAGAAAGUGAAAAUGUGCUUGUCCGCGCUUUCAAUCACUGUGCAGAGAGAGGCACUCAAGACUUCGGUCUUGUGCUGGUUGGACAUUCCUUGGGAGCAGGAGCUGCUGCAAUACUUGCAAUUAUGAUGAGGCAGCAAUAUCCCGAUCUCCAAUGUUUUGCCUAUUCCCCACCUGGAGGUUUGCUUAGCCUGCCAGCAGUGGAGUAUUCCAAACAAUUUAUUACAUCUGUUGUGGUUGGUAAAGACGUUGUGCCCAGAAUAGGAUUACAUCAGAUGGAAUCUCUUCGUGCUGAUCUCAUAAAUGCUAUUAAGCGCAGCAAAGACCCAAAGUGGAAAACCAUAAUGUGCAAUGUGUGUUGUUGCGGUUGUGCACCCAUGCCUACAUCAGCAGUUGAACUGAGUGCUGAUGACUCAAAUAUUGUUGAGUACCAGAAGGAAAAAGACAUAGCAAGAGAAGUGGCUUACCAUCCAAACGAUUCCAGCAUAGCUCUCACUGUUCACCAACCUCUAUAUCCACCAGGCCGCAUCAUUCAUGUAGUGAGACAUCACCCAAAGAAAGGAGAGCAAGUCCUAGGCAAACGUGAGCCUGUAUACCAAGCUUUGUGGGCCAACAAUACAGAUUUUGAUGAAGUAUUAAUAAGUCCCGUCAUGAUUCAAGACCACAUGCCUGAUACCGUAUUAAAUGCCCUUAAAAAGGUUAUAACAUCUGUUGGUCCCGCCAAGCCUCAACGAACAGUUUCAACAAUUACCACAUCCCCCACUUCUGGGAUUGGAACACUUUUGGAUUCUGAACGUUGCCAUCUCCUUACUGCAGGCAGCACUAAUCUUGGUUCCCCCAAGGCUCCAACUCCUCCACACCGCCUACUAUUGGAAACAAGUUUCACAUCAUUGCAAAGCCCUUGUACUGAGGUUCGCCAUGUUACUGGCAGUAUCAACUCAUCGAAUGGCAGCCAAGCAAGAUUAACGUCCUCCUCUACGGGAGGUUUCAAGUGGUCAGCUGGACCUCCUGUCCAGACUCCACCUGCUGCGCUCAGUGGCAUCCCAUGGGAGUAUUCAUCAUCUGUGGAAGGUAGACUAACCAGUCGUCCUUCAAGCAGUGGGCAUGGAACUGGGAGCCAAAAGAAAAUAGAUUUAAUUCAUGACGACUGGUUUGGGCUAGCUCCAUUAGCCACCCCAGAAAGUUUAUCUGAAGUUUCCAGUAUAAGCUCUCGCACAAGCAGUGUUCACAUUGAUCGUAAUAAGGAAUACUUCUCUAUUUGUGGUCGAGCUAAACUUGGAGCAAGUGGUAAUCAGGAUGUGGUCCUAGUUCAAGGACCUGGAGAAAGCCCUGCCUUUCCUGUCCUCCUUCACUCUAGCCCUCGCACACCCCGAGUGUUGCGUAGGACUCCCAAAAUUAAUGGAAAUCUGUCUACUGCUGCAGAAGAUGCGAGCAGCAAUCUGAAGUUUGCUAUGACAAAUAUAAAUCUUGCCUCUAUAGCUGUGCGUAGGAAUUUGCCUGUUCCUCUAGAAGACUCAAAUACACUCACAAAUUCUUCGGAAGAUGAAGAUGUUAGUUUGGAAUCAUUUUCUGGCAAUAGACCUUUAAAUCGUCCUAGUGAUGUAGAUUUACCUCUUAGAAGACCAUCACCACUCUCAAGGGUUGUUGACCAGGGUAGUUUAGAUUGCUCUGAAGUAGACUGCCAGCCUCUUUCCCCUUGUCAGGAACAAGUUACACCUAAUGAGAAUGUCCCCAUAAACUGCCAAGAACAAUUAGCUGCUGAACGAACAAAUAGCAUUAAUUUAGGAAGUCAUAAGGGGCCUAUUUGUCAAAUGUCAGCCGACUCUGGAAACUACCAAUGUGGCACUGAAAGUCUGGCUACUAGUGAAUGCUCUGGUGAUUCACUUUGUGGACCUUGGAGUACUCAUCGGCAGACGUGUUCAGAGGGUAUUAGUUCUAUAUCACCUCCAGCUAGUGCUAGCGGUGCUAGAAGUAUUGUGCCUGAUGCUCUUCCACUUUUAAAAAAUAUAGGAGUAACUGGUACUGGGGACAAUGAGUCAGUUUCUUCCUUUCUUCCUUGUCAAAAUUCAUAUCCUUCUACCCCAGUCAACAAACGGGAAAGUAGUGUUUAGAUCUUUUCUGUAUAGUAAUUCUAGCUGGCUCCAAUCCUAUGUCCUAAAUCAAUAGUUUGUUGAUAAAAAAUAGCAUUUCACUUACAAGAUGUCUGAAACUAAACCUGCUUCAUACAUAAACUUGUGACAAUAAAGAUGCUUCCUACUAUUAUUUUCCUCCAAAAUUUAAAUUGUUAACUCCAUUAGAAGGCAGCUAGAAGCAGAGCAAAUCAAAUAAAAUGAAUGUCUAAAGAAAAAAAUGAAUGGGAUCAAGACUGUUAUAAUCAAAAGCUGUUACAAAUUAUUGUUUGUAAUUUUAAAGUGAGAAAAGAUGUGGUACUUCCUAUAAAUUUAGGUAGGUUUCCAGCUUAGUUUAAGUAUUGUAGCUAAGGUAUUUAAGAGAUGCCAAAUUACAAACUGUGUUUAAAGCUAUUGAGCAAAGGGGCUGAUACUGUGUUCAUACUGGUAGUGUUGUCACCCUGUUAAUUGCUGAUGCUGAGUAAAUUCUGCCUCUAAGCAUCACAGGUUUAAUGUAAAUGUUCCAAUUAUUAGUCUAUUAUUUCUGUGCUGAAGCGACUCGAAGAUUGGAAUCUGUCCAGAGGUAUAUAAGUAAAAGUACGUAUAUUCUGAUUGUCCAUGUAUUUCUCAGGUGCUUUUGAGACCAAGUUUUCCAACGAGCCACUUAACUUAGACUGACACAAUUUUUCGAGGUCAUUAUGCCAUGAGAUUUAAGAGCUGCCUUCAAUGUUGAACCUCAUGGAGACCAAUAGUUUCUAGUAUUUUCAUUCAUACUUAUGCUGUUAUUUUGUAGUUACUUUUUAGCUCACUGACUAGCAAUAUUAAACUCUAUCCCAUCUAAAUGCAAUUAAUGUAGUCAUAAAUUUUUAAAAAUUCAAAACUGAAUUAUUUUUCUUGUUUUCAUUAACUUUUGUUAGGAUGGUGUCUUGUGCUGGUACUAAUAAUGUGCCACAGAGUUUACCUUUUUUUUAUUUUUGUAAAAGUAAAAUGUAUUACUAGAGAAAUUAAGAAUAUAACAUAACUUCAGUAAGGUUGGUGAUGUGGAACACACAUUGGAUUAACUGUGUAAUGAGUGCAUGAGUAGUAGUCCUCUUACUAAUGUUAGAACGGAACAUUUGGAGUGCACACAACUUGAGCUUUGGAUUUCCUUACUAAGAUUCAUCGCAAUCUUUCUCUCUCGUAAUGUUUAGUGAUUGUUUGAACUUGCUCGCCUAUCAGGCAAACCUACAGCUUGGAUACUUACCCAUCAAGUAGGGUGUUAUCAAGUCACUUCUUGCUUUUAUUUGCGUUUUUAUAAUUCUCUUCAUACUGCACCUUUCGGCUCCCAGCCAUUGGUCUUGCCCUCAAUUUCCUAUUAGGUGUUAAGUUUUAACUGAUGGCUCUACUCAGGGAUGACUUUGGCUUUGUUCUUGUUUGCCUGUAGUCUGUUAGAAGUAGUGUUUCCAUCAGUGGCUAUCUUGUGACACAAUUGACAUUCCCUUGUUGUUCCAGCAAGGUGUUUGCCUUAAUUGGAUGGUGUACUUGUAAUGAUCGGUGUAUGCAUGUGAUUUUUGUGAGGUGUAGCUAUGUUGAACUUCACAUUUGUAUCUUAUCUUUGUUAGGGCUAAUAUUGUGUCUACUGUAAAGUAGGCCGAUUUUCUGUGAUUCCUUAGUAAGCUAAGUAGGUAAACGCUCAUGCUUUGCUAUAAUGUGAAAGUGUUCUACAAGUAGGAUCAAAACCAGCCUUAAAUUUUGUAAAUUUUUUUUAUCAGUAAUUUUUAGAUAUUUUCGUCUUGUUAUCAGGGCAUAUCUUUGGAAAUAAAUCUUGUUUGUAUCUAUGUUGAAGUAAUAGAACUUAACUAACCGAUUGUUAAAUCUUAUCCAAAUUGUGGUUUGGUUUAAUUUUAACUGGUUGUAUGCUUUGUAUUGUUGUCAAAGAGUCCAAUUUUGUACUUGUGACAAUACUUUCACAUCGCUCAAAGCUAAAGCAUGAUUGUUAGAUCCAUGCAAUGAGCUAUUUGGAUGACCCAUUAUUGGCAUGCACUAUGAAUUGGACAAUUUUGCUCUGUUAUUUUGUGUGCUUUGGUAAGGUCUUCAAAAUACUAAAGGGUAUUUUAUGUUUGUGAUAAUAGAGUCCAGUUUAUAUAGUGCCAGUCAAUAAUGUUCUUUGAGAUCUCAUGUAUUGAAAUAUAUAAAGCAAAGUUUAUCAUUUA